AUGGCUAAGGUUCUUUCUAGCCAUCUGAAAGCGGUUAUGCAUGACCUUAUUAGUGAGAAUCAAACAGCUUUCUUGGCAGGGAGGCAAAUAAUUGAUGAGUUUUUGGUUGCCAAUGAAGCAAUUCAUUCCUUGAAAAGAUACAGCGUGCCGAGCCUUAUCUUUAAGGUGGAUUUUCACAAAGCUUUCGAUAGUGUGCAGUGGGAUUAUUUAGAGCAAGUUAUGAGGCAUAUGGGUUUUGGUGAAAAAUGGAUUAAUUGGAUCAACACUUGCAUCUUCAUUGCAAAAUUAUCAGUGUUGAUUAAUGGAUCUCCUUCUAAGAAAUUCUUGACGGGCCGUGAGAUUCGUCAAGGUGACCCCCUUUCUCCAUUUCUUUUUCUAAUUGCAGCAGAGGGAUUAUCUGUUUUAUUUCAAAAAGCAGCUUCAAAUGAUCUUUUCAAAGGUUUGCACAUUAACUUCCAUAAAAGCUCUUUAAUUGGCAUAAAUGUUGGGGAAGAUACUUGUGCUAGUAUGACAUAUUCAGUAACAACCCAUUUUUACUCCCCAACUUUCGAGAAUGGAAUCCCAAAAUUGCAUGGUCAUAUUUCCCCAUUUUGGAAAGAUGUUUUGUCAAUCUUGGAUCCAAACAGUGUUAUCGGCUUAGUAUUGCGUGAAAACAUUAAAUUCAUGAUUAGAGAUGGAUCCUCCAUUCUCUUUUGGUCUGACGUGUGGAUAGGAUCAAAUGCUUUACGUAGCAUUUUCCCUAGGCUUUACCAAAAUUCUACUUUUCGGAAUGGUUUGGUUAAUGAGAUGGGUCAAUGGGUGAAUGAUCAAUGGCGAUGGAAUUUGGUUUGGCUUAGGAACCUCUUAUCUUAUGAAGUGCAACAAUAUCAUCAUUUGCUCUCAAUGCUGGAGCCAACGAUAAUUCGGCAAGGAAAAGAUGACAAACUUAUAUGGCCAUGUAAUUCUGAUGGAAGCUUCUCAGUUAAAUCCUGUUGCACCCUAAUUGAUAAUACCUCCUCUGCAAAUGAUAGAGUUUUCGAAGCCAAUGUUUGGAUUAAAGGGCCCCCUCCGAAAGUUCAGGUGUUUCUCUGGUUGGCAAUACAGGACAAAGUUAGUACAAGAGCUUUUCUCCAUCAACGGACUGUUUUGUCUGCCACACAAGCUUCAUGUGUCUUUUGCAGCUCAGAUUUGGAAACCUCAGAGCAUCUUUUUAUACAUUGUAGGAGUGUUUGA
Messenger RNA from Populus trichocarpa (black cottonwood), 1212 nucleotides. RefSeq lists its product as uncharacterized. The transcript has 3 exons. Bases 1 to 1212 code for a protein of 403 amino acids. The record is from RefSeq and is a predicted model, not a curated record. NCBI's taxonomy places the organism in Eukaryota, Viridiplantae, Streptophyta, Magnoliopsida, Malpighiales, Salicaceae.